This is a messenger RNA of Funneliformis caledonium, 827 nucleotides long. The record is from the annotation of a GenBank genome assembly. Lineage: Eukaryota; Fungi; Glomeromycota; Glomeromycetes; Glomerales; Glomeraceae.
AUCGAAUUGGAAACAAACCAUUUUUACUAAAGGAUGAUAAAUUGAGUUUUCAUAUGUAUAUCAGUCAGGCACCUUGUGGUGAUGCGUCAACAACAAGUUUGGCUUCAAAUCAAUCAUUAGAAGAUGCUGAACUUUAUAUGAAUUCAUAUAAUCAUUUAUCGCAACCAAUCCCCCAAAAUUAUGAUCGUGAAAUUAACAAGAAUUUGAAUACUCAUGACAAAGUUUAUGUAGCGAAAGGAAGGGAAGGGUUUAGAAAGGGAAGGAUUGAUUACGACUCUUUAGGAGUUUUAAGAACAAAGCCGGGAAGGGUUGAUUCAGAACCAACUUUAUCGAUGUCAUGCAGUGACAAAAUAGCACAAUGGAAUGUCGUUGGUUUACAAUCUGCUCUAUUAUCUGAACUUAUCUCCCCAAUAUAUUUAUCUUCUAUCGUUGUGGGUGAUAUGUUCUCACAAGAAUCCUUGUCUCGUGCUUUGUGUGAACGGAUCGAAGGGUUGAAUGAUCUUCCACAUGAAUACUCUUUACAUAAACCAAUAAUUUCAAAGUCAAGCGAACCAUUUGAAAGAUCGAAAUUUUGUUUAUCGUCACGCUUUCCCAAUGAGAACUUGGUCUCAUCAAGUACAGCCUUAGUAUGGUAUAAAGGAGCGAGAUCUCCAGAAAUCCUUGUUUCUGGGAGAAAACAAGGUGCUAUUAAAUCAAAAAAAACAGGAGAAUACUCACAUAAAACUCGUCAAUGUAGAUGUUCGGUUGCGAAAUUAUGUUUAUUUCAAAGUUUAAAUUCAUUAUUAAGACAAAUUCCUAGGAAUUUGGUACCAUUUAAUUUAAGGUAA